UGAACUCACAUUUACUUCAUCCAGUGACAAACAACUCUAGCCAACCACAUAAAAUCAGAAAAAAAAAAGAAGAUGAAUACUUUGUUUUACUUCCUUCUUGCCUCAACCGCUGUUUUGGCCACCACAGCAAACGCGAGCGAACCAGUUGUCGACGCUGAUGGUGAUCUCAUAUCCGACGGCAGCUACUAUGCUGUCCCCGUCUCCGACAAUGAAGGUGGCCUGACUCUCGCUUCCGGUGGUGGCAACCAAUGUCCCCUUUAUGUCGGACCGGAAUUAUCAACGAAGAACAAGGGCCUUGCCCUAAAAUUCUCAAACUGGGGGUCAUGGGCUGAGUUCGUUCCCGAAUCAGAGAACCUCAACAUCGAGAUGAACGUCCCAUCUACGAUCUGCGGUCAGUCCUCCUAUUGGUGGCUCACUGAGACUCAGAGUAAAGGAUUACUGUUCAUAGCAGCUGGUCCUAAGCCAGAAACUGGAAAAGAUUCGUCCAAGAGUUUCUUCCAGAUCAAGAAAGCUGGAGAUUUUCUUAGCGGCUACAAGUUUGUGUAUUGUCGUAACGAUAAGAGCUGCUACGAAUUUGGGAUGGUUGUGGACAGAUAUGGCUAUAACGAUAAGAUUUUUAACUUGCACACUAGUAAUAAAACUUUAUCUGUGUAUUCUAUGUUUUCAUUGUUCAUCUUUAAUGGAAUGAAACAUUAAUUUUCUUUUCAAUUC
Messenger RNA from Brassica napus (rape), 711 nucleotides. Its product is annotated as kunitz trypsin inhibitor 4-like. The record is from RefSeq and is a predicted model, not a curated record. The transcript has a single exon. Gene Ontology annotation, molecular function: endopeptidase inhibitor activity. NCBI's taxonomy places the organism in Eukaryota, Viridiplantae, Streptophyta, Magnoliopsida, Brassicales, Brassicaceae. Bases 73 to 696 code for a protein of 207 amino acids.